AUGGACUCCCUUGGCUCGCGGUCCCGCAUGCGAGACGCGUCACCGACACCAGAUCCCUCCACCCAUGCCUCUCGACAGUCAGCAUCAAAGCACGGCAUGAAAAAACGAGACAUCGAAGAGCUUCGCGAAGUCAACGCUGCUGUUAUGCCCGCUAGCAGCCUCGGCCAGUUCUCCUUCGCUCCCGCUACCCGAACCACCGUUGUCACCACCACCACUACCACCACAACCAACUUCCCUCCUCUUGUAUUGAACCCACCCCGUUCGGCCCGCCAACUUGACCCGAGACUUUACCCUCUCGCCGAUAAUCCUACUCCUUCCGAAUUGCGACGGUUUCAGUUUGAACUCGGGGGACAAUCAGUUGUCUUCAACGAGCCAGAUGACACGAAUGCUACCCUGGACGAGUUAAACGAACAACAAGAGGCUUUGAGAACCUCAAAUGGCGUCUUAACCUCCGUCGCUGUCUACGAUGGCCCCAGCCAGAAGGCCACUGCUCACACUCCAGCACAUCAACCCUCCAGAGGAGCCCGUUUCAGACAUCGACAUGCUUCCCCUGUCUCUGGCUCGGAAACCGCUCGCAAAACUCGCUCUAUCGUAGCAUCAUCAGACUCACGUGGACAUACCAUGGCUAGAAGGAGUCGUCUGGGAAGAGUUGCCUCCGCCACCCAUUCAUCAACCCUCGGUUUAGCCACCCCUGAAACGGAGGCGAGUCAUUUUCGACUUGAUCACCAUGCAGUGCUCAGGAAACGGAUUCACAGUGAGAGGUUAGGCCAAAAAGUAACACAGGAUGACACUGAAGCCUCACAAACUUCAAAUCCCAGGCCGCCUCUCUUUUCAGGCAUUCGCAAUCACACUCAAGCCUCGUCCGAUAUAACACCUAUAUCAGAGCGCCGCAUUAACUCCAAACAAGAAACUCGAGAUACUGAAAAUAUCCAAUCGGCACCUGAAGGGUACGGUUCUGGGGAGACUAUGGUAGAGGACAAUGAGACAGGUCAGGAAUCUGGACCAUCCGUCGAUCAGUCGUUCGGUCCUCCAAACCUGCCUGCUAUUGACAGUGCUCUCAGCCAGGAUAUGUGCUUGCCCAGUCCGAGCUUGUCACCCGUCACUGCCAUGAAUACACACAAUCCUGACUCUUUCUUCGAGUUCACUGAAGACCAAGGAACUGAUACCGAUUCGAGCUUCGAUAACCAGGCCCCAAAUUUACCGCUUCUUACUGCUCAAAAAGCCUCCUCAAGCAUAUCCGCGAAUCCCACGGCCCACGAAAAUGCGUUGCAGUCACGAUCUACGUCUCUAAUGGAAAUCCCGGCUACGUUAGAUUUCUUUGAAUCGAUUCCCGACGAGAUGAAAACGUAUAUGAUGUAUCAACUAUUAAGACGCUGCCCUAAACCGACUCUACAGUUUGUUGCUGACGUCGUUAACCCAGCUUUGAAAUGCGAUUUCUUAGCCUUACUUCCUGCCGAACUAACUCUCAACAUCGUGAGAUACCUUGAUCUGAAGUCAAUGUGCCGAGCAGCUCGAGUUUCCAAGAAAUGGCGUCACAUCAUCAACUCUGAUGAGAGGGCAUGGAAAGAGCUGUUCGACAGGGAUGGCUACAGACUUCCUCCGGGCGAGCUACAACGUGCGAUCAAAGAAGGAUGGGGCUGGCAGUUUCCCAACGGAAGCGAUGACUGGGAAAAGGAUCUUUCGGUCUCUAUGCUGAAAUUCGAUUCCGACACUUAUUCAGCUGAUCUAUUUGCUUCUGGUGUUUUCGAAGAUGCAUCAUCUGUAGGCUCACCCUCACGUCGUCCGAAGAGAAAGGCGGCCAAUAGAACGUCGAGUCGAAAAUUAGCCCGGCGGAAACUUACGUCAUCCCAUGGGAUUGAUUCCUCAGCCCCCACAGCGGUGGACUGGGUCAAUGAGGCCACCUUGCUCGAGGGGCCUUAUGCGGCUGCAAAUGCUGCUGCCACCGCCGUCCCUUAUCCAGAGGUUGGCCUCUCGUCCCUUCGCAGCUUACAUCUGUAUAAAUCCCUCUACCAGCGUCACUUCACCAUCCGCAGAAGCUGGAUGCGUCCGGAUCUGAAGCCCAAGCACUUGGCUUUCCGUGCACAUGACCGCCAUGUAGUCACAUGCCUCCAAUUCGACACCGAGAAAAUUCUUACUGGCAGUGACGAUACCAAGAUCCAUGUGUAUGACACUCACACCGGUGCGCUGAAAUCCGUCCUCUCUGGCCAUGAAGGAGGAGUCUGGGCGCUUGAGUACUAUGGCAACACACUUGUAUCUGGGUCGACUGAUCGGUCAGUUCGAGUCUGGGACAUCGAAAAGGCCAAAUGUACCCAGGUGUUCCACGGUCAUACGUCCACUGUUCGAUGUUUGCAAAUUUUACUUCCCACCGAAGUCUGUAAGAAUCCUGACGGGACUGCGGAAAUGAUGCCUAAGGAGCCUCUCAUUAUCACUGGUUCUCGUGAUUCCAACCUCAGAGUGUGGAAAUUGCCAAAACCAAAUGAGCCUACGUAUCUCGACGCCGGGUCACAUGCAACUGAUACCGAUUGUCCUUACUUUUUGCGCUCCUUGUCUGGUCAUACACAUUCAGUGCGCGCCAUUGCAGCUCAUGGCGAUACUUUAGUUUCAGGAAGCUACGACACAACAGUACGCGUUUGGAAAAUCUCAACGGGAGAUUGUUUGCACAAACUGCAAGGUCAUACUCUCAAGGUUUAUAGCGUUGUCUUAGACGUCGAGAGGAAUCGAUGUAUCAGUGGAUCCAUGGACAAUAUGGUCAAAAUCUGGUCUCUCGACAAUGGAUCUUUACUCCACACCCUCGAAGGACAUACUUCUCUUGUGGGUCUUCUUGAUCUCAAUAGUGAUCGGCUAGUUUCUGCUGCGGCAGAUUCGACUCUACGGAUUUGGGAUCCCGAGAAUGGCCAGUGCAAAAGUACACUUACUGCUCACACCGGUGCUAUCACUUGUUUCCAGCAUGACGGUGAAAAGGUCAUUUCUGGCUCGGACAGAACCCUAAAAAUGUGGAAUGUGCGAACUGGUGAAUGUGUCAAAGAUCUCCUCAAAGAUCUUAGCGGCGUUUGGCAAGUGAGAUUCAAUGAGCGCAGAUGUGUCGCAGCUGUGCAGCGAGAUGGUAUGACAUAUAUUGAGGUUCUUGACUUUGGCGCUCACCGAGAUGGGUUCCCUGACCAACGCCUUGGAAAACGAAUAAUUGUUGAUCGUCAGGGCGUUGAGAUUCCUGACGAUGAUGAAGAUGAUUAUGACGCAACAGAAUAA
Messenger RNA from Talaromyces proteolyticus, 3246 nucleotides. Its product is annotated as putative cell division control protein Cdc4. Gene Ontology annotation, cellular component: cytoplasm; nucleus. The transcript has 3 exons. The record is from RefSeq and is a predicted model, not a curated record. Gene Ontology annotation, molecular function: ubiquitin binding. Gene Ontology annotation, biological process: ubiquitin recycling; proteasome-mediated ubiquitin-dependent protein catabolic process. NCBI's taxonomy places the organism in Eukaryota, Fungi, Ascomycota, Eurotiomycetes, Eurotiales, Trichocomaceae. Bases 1 to 3246 code for a protein of 1081 amino acids.